AUGAGUCCUGAAAACAGUGGAGAAGUGGUUUACAAGCAGCAUGCCACCCUGAGAGAGAAAGGAAGCACCAGCACUCAGAAGGGCUGGCGACUACCUGGCACUGGGUCUGGCCUGUGCGGGGAGGAGUUUCAGAAUUCCCCACUCUACCAGUAUCUGCAGGAUUUGGGACACACAGAUUUUGAAGUAUGUUCAUCUGUGUCGCGGAAGGCAGAGCAAUGUGCAGCAGCGGAAAGCCAGAAAGAGCGGACUGUGCAUGCCGCCCAGAAACAAGGCAUCCUGUCAAAACUAGUUGAGUUCUUUAGAAGUUGGUUUCCUUUUCCACAAUACAAGAAAAAUGAUGACAUACUUCACCGACUGGAUGUUGGAUUUCGAUUUGACACGCUCCGUACCAUCCUGCAACAGGAAGUUCUGCUGCAGGAGGAUGUGGAACUGAUUGAGUUCCUUGACCCCAGUAUCCUGUCUGCAGGGCAGUGUAAGCAACAGGAAAAUGGACAGCUUCCAACGCUACGCUCCCUAGCAACUCCUAAUAUUUGGGAUGUCUCGCUGUUUCUUGCCUUUGUAAGUGCACUGCUUAUGCUUCCUUCGUGGUGGAAGGAGUCAUCGUGGCUGCUGUGGGGACUAGUUCUGCUUGUCUAUGCAGUCUUUCGAGUGUGGGGCACAUGGAGGACAGCCAAGCUGCAAAUGUCCCUGCGAAAAUACUGUAUCCAGCUGGAAGAAACAGUGGCGAAUAGCCGAGCUUUUACUAAUCUCGUGAGGAAAGCUCUACGACUCAUUCAAGAGACUGAAGUAAUUUCCAGAGGAUUUACCCUGGUCAGUGCCGCUUGCCCAUUUAAUAAAGCUGGACAGCAUCCUAGUCAGCAUCUUAUUGGUCUCCGGAAAGCCGUUUAUCGAUCUGUCAGAGCCAACUUUCGAGCUUCAAGACUGGCUACUCUAUACAUGCUGAAAAACUACCCUCUGAACUCGGAGAGUGACAACGUGACCAGCUACAUCUGUGUAGUCCCCUUUAAGGAGCUGGGUCUGGGACUGAGCGAAGAGCAGGUCUCUGAAGAGGAGGCGCACAAUCUAACCGAUGGCUUCAGCUUGCCUGCGCUCAAGGUCCUCUUUCAGCUCUGGGUAGGGCAGAGUUCAGAAUUCUUCAGGAGGCUGUUGCUGCUCCUCUCCCCAGCCAACGCAUCCCCCAAGCCCUUGGUCUCCCCUGAACGGCUGCCUCAUCAUAUCUUGUCUGAUGUGACUCAAGGCCUACCUCAUACACAUGCUGCCUGCUUAGAGGAGCUUAAGCGAAGCUAUGAGUUUUAUCGGUACUUUGAAACUCAGCAUCAGUCAGGUUUUGAACGGCCAACCAGAACAAAGCAGAAGUCAAGAGAGCUGAACAGUCUUCAGACAGCGGUACGCAGCUUGCAGCUUCAUCUCAAGGCACUGCUCAAUGAGGUAAUAAUUCUUGAGGAUGAACUUGAAAAACUUGUUAGCACUAAGGAGACACCUGAGUUGACAACAGAAGCCCAUCAGGUUCUGGAACAAAAACUGAAGUUUAUUCAGCCUCAUAUCCAGGCAAGCAACAGCUGCUGGGAAGAAGCCAUUUCUCAGGUGGAAAAAAUGAGUGGAAGAAACCCAAAUAAAAAAGGCAAACUUGAAGUUUCCUGUGACAACCUACAGCGUACUACAGUACCUUUAACACAGCCUGCCAUAUACAUAGAAAACAAAGAUCCAAUCCCUGAAGAGCAGGAAUUGGAAGCAUAUGUGGAUUAUUCAGAUACGGAGAAUGAAUACAAAAGGGAAGAUUUUUACUGCUUUUCCCAGGAAGAAAGAGAGAGACAAGAACGAGAGAGACAGGAAUCUAAGAGGGUGUUACAAGAAUUGAAAUCUGUACUGGGAUUUAAAGCUUCAGAAAUAGAAAGACAGAAAUGGAAACAGCUGCUAUUCAGUGACCAUGCUGCAGUGAAACCCUUGUCUCCUGCAGAACCGCUGAAGCUGCUAAAUAAUUUGGAAUCACAUAUGAAUUCAGAUACAGAAAAGCAGGACUGCAGCCAAAGUUGUGAUAAAUCUGAAGAAAAAGACACUAAUCCAGAAGUGAAUCCUGCUGAUAAAAGCAGGACAGAAUAUUUGUAUGAAGAUCCUGAGAUGGAGAAAAACAAAGACAGUACUACUGGUGAAGGUAUUUCUACAGGGGCUGAAGAAAGAAUGUGUUAUCAGCAUGAAGGGGAAGUUGAAGAACUCAAGCCGCGCGAUAUGGAUGGAGUAGAGGUUUCACAGUCUCCCUCUAAGGAUGCAUUACAUUCAAAAAUCAAGCAUAGGCUGGCCCAGCUCCAUAUAUCAACAGAUUUAAACUUCACAUCUGGUCUGGCUGCACAAGUUGCUGCCAGGUCUUUAGCUUUUACUACAAUGCAAGAAGAGACUUUUGGAGAUGAGGAGGAGGAGGAAGAGAAGACACAGGAGGGUGAAGACCUUGUGGAGGACUGUGAGAAUGAAGAUAGAGGCUCUGAAAGUGAAGGGAAAGUAUAAGUCUGAGCUGAACUUUGUUAAACCAACAGCAGGCAAUUUGAUGGAAAAAACUAAGGUGGGGGUUUGAAGAUGAAAAUACUGGAUGGAAAAAAAGGAGACCUAAAUAUAAUACAUCUUGUUCCCUAAGUCUGGUACACUAAAUAGGACUUCCAAGUAUAUUGAAAAUUUGCAGGUAAGAGAAGUUUAGGCUGCAUCCAAGAAAUAGUUGGCUGCUGCCUUUUUAAGAUCCUACUGGUGGGUUUUGGAAUUUACCUUUGUGUUUUCUGUUUUAUUUAUUUAUAUUAUAAUGUAAUGUGUUUUUUUUUUUCUGAAAAGAAGGAAAAACAAUGUCUUGAAUUACAACAGACUCCUUUUUUUUGCUCUCUGAUUCUGUUGUGUGGUAUCGAUGUUUGUUCCGACGAAAAAGCCAGGACGUUUCUUUUGGAAGAACCUGAACUGUUCCCUGUGAUCUUCCCCCACCACUUCCGUUUCACUUCUUGUGUCUGCAGUGUGUUGGCUAAGCCACCGACGGCAUUUGUGAUUCUGUGGCUAGUGAUGUGGCUCCCAACUAAAAUGUAGAAUUUUAAAUAAAAACUUGAAAAAGCUAGUAUUUGCUGUGUCCUGGGGUAUGGGGCUGAAAUAGUAUGACGUUAGUCAUGCUUCAUAUUAAGGUUUAUUUAGAAUUUUAUGAAGGGUUAAUAAAUGAUUUCUAGAUGUUGUGAUUCAUGUUAGAGAAAUAUGUAAUAUGUGUUAGGGAGGGUUAUAAGCACAUCAGUAGAAAGUACUAUAGACGGCUAGAAGCUAUCUGUUGGAUUGAUAAUAGAUGAGAAGUAAAUACCUAUUUAUUAAAACAGCUAUUAAUUAUUUCUUAACCUUUUGUAAAUUGAACCUUAAUAUAAUUGUU
Messenger RNA from Pygoscelis adeliae (Adelie penguin), 3382 nucleotides. RefSeq names its product vezatin, adherens junctions transmembrane protein (gene VEZT). The record is from RefSeq and is a predicted model, not a curated record. NCBI's taxonomy places the organism in Eukaryota, Metazoa, Chordata, Aves, Sphenisciformes, Spheniscidae. Gene Ontology annotation, molecular function: myosin binding. The coding region runs from base 1 to 2499 and encodes 832 amino acids. The transcript has 12 exons. Gene Ontology annotation, biological process: cell-cell adhesion. Gene Ontology annotation, cellular component: plasma membrane.